Pedinophyceae sp. YPF-701 is the source of this 534-nucleotide messenger RNA. The record is from the annotation of a GenBank genome assembly. NCBI's taxonomy places the organism in Eukaryota, Viridiplantae, Chlorophyta, Pedinophyceae.
AUGGCACCGCCCAUCGCAGGCGACGAGGUUGCCGGAGACGAGCAACACGCGAGCGUGGUUGGCGUUCGUGAUGCGGUCACGCCAAAUGACGUACUCGAGCACAAGGAGCCAACGGCAGGCUUUCUGUGCCCGCUGUCUGCGAACCGAUAUGGCGUGAGGUUCAGGGAGUUCAAGAUUCAAGAUGAUUCCAGCAAGCGUGUUUUGUUCCACGCGAAAAUGGACCCGGAUGCCAGAACGGAAGACCUCGAUCUCUCCGACCCAGAAAUCGAACGCUCCGUACGUACGAUCACAUAUAACCUCCCCGUCGAGUUCCUGACGUACAAUACCGUGCGCACCAUGCUUUCGUUCAGUGUCGGUCAGCAAGCGCCGUUGCAAGAUUUCCGAAUGAUUGAACGGCACUACUUGAAUGGACAGCUGAUUCGGUCGUACGACUUCAAGUUCGGAUUCUGCAUCCCCGGGUCGACGAACUGCUGGGAGUCAAUUUACGACAUGCCGGACAACAGCCCGGAGCGCGUGAAGGUACGCCUUGCCUGA